AUGGGAACUUUUUUAUCUCGUGCACAAGAUACCACCACUACCACCGUUGAGCUACAACAUCGCCAACAACAAGAGACGACGACAACGACUUGCGAGGACAAUGGUGUCCAUGGCCAUGGCCCUGCAUUACGCAUUCCUGAUUGGCUAUUCACUGCUGCUGCUGCUGCUGCUGGUGAUCACCUCUUGCCAAAGUCUACACUCCAGUCAUGGUCCAAAGCUAACGUGAAGGAUCAUGCAACUGCUUAUCGUGCAUUAUUCCAUAUCCGAAAGGGUUCUAUUCGUGUGAUCAACAUGCGACUCGAGUGGAUCGUGGAUACCCUUGCACCAUGCAUCAUGUCAUUGUCAUCAUCAUCUUCUCCUACUACUACUACUACUACAAGUGAUAAAUGCUCGGUUUCCCUUCCUGCACAAUUUGCCCAGAUCAUUCAAGCAGAAAUUCAUGGUCCUGAUGGCGACAACAAGGGUGCACUGGAAAUUAGCUUGUCUGAUGACCAUCGGAUACACGUUGCCCCGUCGACGUCGUCGUUGUCGUCAUCCGAUUCUGGUAUCCAAGACAACGACAACGACAACGACCCUCUUCCUACCAACACCACCACCACCCAAAAGAGAUAUUCCAUCCAAAUCGAGCUGUGUGCGGAUACUCAGAAGCAUGUCACCUUGAUCGAUAUUGAUAUCAUGGGGGAUGAUAAAUGCCAUGUUCAUGCAAGGUCUCAAAUGCUCUUGGUGGAUGGUAAAUCACUGUACUAUUCCCCACUCUAUGGUAUGCCGGACGCUGAAAACGAAAAUGCAGCAGCCAAUCGACCCGAAUGCAUCAUUUGUCUCACUGAGCUAAAGUCUGCCGCCCUUGUUCCUUGCCAACAUGUAUGUCUUUGUACUUCGUGUGCCUUGAUCUUGAAGUCGCAGCAUGAUCCCAAUAACCGAAGGUGCCCUGUUUGCCGAACCUUGAUCCAUUCGAUCCUUAUAUUAGAAUGCAAAGACGAUGAUGAUGAUGGUGUUGUAGAGACAAGAGAAGGGCCAUAA
This is a messenger RNA of Lichtheimia ornata, 1020 nucleotides long. RefSeq lists its product as uncharacterized. Gene Ontology annotation, molecular function: ubiquitin protein ligase activity. Gene Ontology annotation, biological process: protein ubiquitination. The record is from RefSeq and is a predicted model, not a curated record. The coding region runs from base 1 to 1020 and encodes 339 amino acids. The transcript is spliced from 4 exons. NCBI's taxonomy places the organism in Eukaryota, Fungi, Mucoromycota, Mucoromycetes, Mucorales, Lichtheimiaceae.